This is a messenger RNA of Saccharomyces paradoxus, 2286 nucleotides long. RefSeq lists its product as uncharacterized. Bases 1 to 2286 code for a protein of 761 amino acids. NCBI's taxonomy places the organism in Eukaryota, Fungi, Ascomycota, Saccharomycetes, Saccharomycetales, Saccharomycetaceae. Gene Ontology annotation, molecular function: protein binding. Gene Ontology annotation, cellular component: Golgi apparatus; membrane. The transcript has a single exon. Gene Ontology annotation, biological process: Golgi to vacuole transport; protein targeting to vacuole; Golgi to endosome transport. The record is from RefSeq and is a predicted model, not a curated record.
AUGAUAUUAUUUCAUGCCCUAUAUAUUAUUUGGAUCUUCAUACUUCUUCCGUUAUUCAGUGCAGAGGAAUUCGUCCCUAAAGUGACGGAGAAUCUCAUAGAAAAAAUAUCAUUUAAUCUAGUGAGUUUUGAUGAUUCCAACACUUCGAUCAGAUUAGAUGGUUGGGGGGUCGUGUGGAUAAGUUUCGAUGCUGGGGAAAAUUGGGAAACGGUCAAAGAAAUUGAAGAGCGUAUUUUUAAAUUUACUGUUGAUCCUUUCCAUGGACAGGAAAGAGGUUUCGCUUUUAUAUGUGAAUCACCCAAGUUCUAUAUUACCGAUGACCGUGGGGGGUCAUGGAGGGCUUUAACUAUACCCUCAACUGAAGAAUAUUUAGAUGGCGACUGUUUUAUAACUACUCAUCCCACAAAAAAAGAGUUUAUUAUUGCGAAUUGCUACAGCUAUAUGAUAAACGCAGAUGUUGUAGAUGAUCCAAGUGAAAUUUACUUGACCGAUGAUGGAGAAUCCUUUUUCAAAAUUGAACCUUCCUUGGAAAAGAAAAACGAGGACGAUAUAACAACCUCAAGCUGUGACUUCAUUAAGUCUAGCAAGGAUUCUGAUUUUACUGGUAAUGAUGCUUCGAUACUCUGUUUGUUCUCUAACCGUGAGUACGAUGAGGAAUAUCGCUUAACUGAUACUUACACUCAAUUGGCUUUGAGUAGUGAUGGAGGCAGAACCUUUAAAGAAUUCGAUGAAUUCAAAGAUAAAAUUGUUAAUCGAUACAAGAUAUUGAAGUCUCAUGUGGUCGUUUUAACGCAAGACGACGGGCAUAAUGAGAUGUCAUCUAUGGACAUCUGGAUAUCCAAUGAUGCAUCUACUUUUCAAAAGGCACAACUGCCUACUCAAUUACGGGACGUCGAAGUGGGUAAGAUUCAUGAAGAUUCUAUCGGAAGAAUCAUCCUUCCUAUAUCUACAGUAUUCACAGAUGAGAAAAACGAUCAACCAGCUUCCUCAGAGAUUUUAAUAUCAGAUUCUCAAGGGUUGAAAUUUUCACCUGUUGAAUGGACACCAAACUAUCGGUUUGGAGAUAUUAGGCUCACUUCUCCCGAUUUCUUGAAAGGAACAAUAUUUGGAUCGUUUCGUCCCUCCAUUGACCACCUUCAUCGCAAAGGAAAAUAUGAUGGAAAGAUAGCCAGAGGAGAAACUAAAAUAUCUGUUGAUAACGGCCUCACAUGGUCAAAUUUGAAAGUUGUUGACCGAGAAAAUGCAAAUUCAUUCGGCUGUGAUAUCACUAGGCCUGACAGAUGCUCGCUUCAGGGUUAUUUUUAUAACCUAAGAGUUUCAAAUCCUUCUGCCGGAAUCAUAUUAAUGACAGGUUCUGUUGGCGAUGGCAGCGAAUUUGAUCGGAAAAACCAAAAAACUUUCAUCUCUAGGGACAGCGGUCUAACAUGGAGAUUGGCCCAUAAUUCUUCUGGGCUAUAUGCUACUGGUGAUCUGGGAAAUAUCGUUGUAUAUAUCCCGUAUCCUUCAAAUAAAGAUGGUGAUGUACAAUCCAAACUUUAUUUUUCUUUAGACCAAGGUAGAACAUGGAGUGAAUAUGAGCUAACUGAUGGUAUAAGUGGUAUCUGUCCAUCCAAAUUGAUUAAUACAGCACCAGACGGAUCUGGCUCAAAAUUUAUUCUAAUCGGGGAUCUAGUUACUAAGGCCAGUCAAGAAGGAAACGUCUCCAACAUCUCAUACCUUUCAGGAAGUAUCGUGUAUGCAAUUGAUUUUUCUGCUGCAUUUGACUAUAAAUCGUGUGAAGAGGAAGAUUUUGAAGACUGGAAUUUGGCGGACGGGAAAUGUGUUAAUGGCGCCAAAUACAAGUAUAGAAGGAGGAAACAAGACGCCCGUUGUUUGGUAAAAAAAGCGUUCAAAGAUUUGAGUUUACACGAAAUUCCUUGUGACAGCUGUUCUGCAUCAGACUACGAAUGUUCGUUUGAAUUCGUUAGGGACACAAACGGCCAGUGUGUACCAGAUCAUAAUCUAAUUGCUCUUUCCGAUAUAUGUGACAAAUCGAAGAGUAAAUCUGUAUUAGUAGAGCCAUUACAACUAAUCAAAGGUGAUAAAUGUAAAACACCCAUGAAAAUUGAGCCCGUAGACAUUCCAUGUGAUGAAAUUUCAAAGGAGGGCUCUAAUGGCAACGAAAUAGUAACUGCUGGAAACAAAUUUGACUUUAAAAUUCAAUUUUAUCAAUAUUUCGAUAAGCUACGGAUUGAAUCUUUUGGUCAUGCUGAAUUCGAUGAGAUAUGCACCUUUAUCCCACUAUGA